Molecule: messenger RNA, 2727 nt
Organism: Epinephelus fuscoguttatus (brown-marbled grouper)
Lineage: Eukaryota; Metazoa; Chordata; Actinopteri; Perciformes; Serranidae
Gene: scml4
Product: Scm polycomb group protein like 4
Exons: 7
Coding region: 577-1638 (353 amino acids)
Molecular function (GO): protein binding
Source: RefSeq, a predicted model, not a curated record
UAAAUUAUGAGGCGCAUGAUAAUAAAAAUAGCAGUGUAGGAAUUGUUAGAAAUUUGGGUUGAGCUCAAACACCCACUCCGUAUCUAUCAGCCAGUGUUUUUGUGAUAUCAGAAGGGGGCUGAACCUCUCCAGUUUGAGUGCUCCUCUUUUUUUUUAUUUACCGUGCUGUGUGUGCCUCUGCAGGUAAAUGAGAUGCAGCUUUAAAGCCAGAUAGGGAAAUCAUCCUCACGAUUCUGCCUCACCACAACUUGCGCCCUUGAGGACGUUGCAACUCCUGCCAACACCAAAACCCUCCGGACAGCGUCGGGAAGGUCAAAACUGCGGCUCAGCAGACUCCACACCAGACUCCAGCCCAGCCCGCGGUGCUCGCUCGCUUCCCUGCCGCAACUGCAGGGGUGGAACCCGGACUGACCCGAGCCGAGAGUUCCGUGGUGUUCCUGCCGCCGCCGCUGCUCCAUGCGCCGGCUCAGUGUCUGCACGCAGCCCGCCUGCUGUGGAGGAAUGGAUUCCUGCCGCUGAUCGACCCCAUCCUGAUAGUGUGAUGUAUCUCGCCUCCCCCUGGCGGGCUGCGAGGGCAUGAGACUGCGAGGCGGACGGGAUUUCAACUCUCCUGACUCCUACCUGGAACUGGCCCCUCCUCCUCCUCGUCCUGUCUCCUGGUUACCUGGUGUCCUCAGCAAGGGUGUGCGUCUUCGUCUGCGCUUGGAUCGCCGUGACAACCGGGGGCGGGGCUGCUGGCAGCUGGUGGACUUGGAGGCGGAGUCAGAGCCAGUCGGGCGGAGACUGAGGAGCCGGGCCUCCAACACUUGCACUCAAAGUCUGAUGAGUUCCCUGUCUGCCGGCUCAGAGAUGCAGACUCCAGCUCUCGGCCCCCAGUUCAUCGCCGGGCCUCAGGGUAAGGUGCCGGGCAGGAAGAGAGGACGACCUCCCAUCCGUAAGCUGGAGUUCCAGAGUCACUACGUUGAGCCUCUGUCACCUCUCAAGGUGCCGAAGAAGAGAGGCAGGAAGCCGGGGUUUAAGCUGAAGCCCAGGAUGGUGAUGUCCCCACUCGCUAACUCUCCUCCCAGCAGCACACCAGAACCUGAGCUGGGCUCCAUCCCACAGGAUGCUGCGAUUGUCCCACACUCUGCCACACCACAGGUCCUAACAGCUGAGACAUCGAUGCCUGAUGACUUCUUAUGUGACCCACCAGUGGACUCCAAACGCUACGCUGUAGAUCCCAGCGACUCCGCCUUCAACGUCAUGACAUCACAGUACCCACCAAAGCAGUCCUACAGUUACCGUGGCAGCAGCUGCUCUACCCCAAUGGGCCUGUGCAGACAAGCGUCCAGCCCGGGAAGCUUCCAGGAAGCAAACAGGAAUGUAGCUUACAGUUCGAUGCCAGACUCUGGAGAGUGCAAGCGUCCUGCUGGUAAGGACCCGUCCAGGUGGGGAGUGGAGGAGGUCAUCUGGUUCAUCAAAGAUGCUGACCCCCAAGCCCUGGGACCCCACGUUGAUGCAUUCAGGAAGCAUGAGAUAGACGGAGAUGCCCUGCUCCUGCUGAAAAGCGAGAUGAUGAUGAAGUAUCUGGGACUGAAGCUGGGACCUGCUCUUAAACUCUGUUACCACAUCGACAGGCUCAAACAGAAUCGGUUGUGAUUUCCUGCGGAGGAGCCGAACCCCUGAUCACCUCUCUCCAAAACUGUAUCUCAAACAACCAUCAGCAGCCAAUCACGGACGCCUUCAGACCCAGACUUUCUCGACAAACUGUUGACUGUACAUAUUAAGACUAUUUACAGCUGAAGCAAUGAUUUCAUUUCCAUCACUGUUCACCAGGUAUCUGAAUGGCUUUAGAUUGUGAAUAGUUUGGCACCAUGAAGAUGGCCACUGCUGUAUAUUGAAAUGUGACCUGUCCACUCUACAGGCUGCACAAAGCUUUACUGCAACUGACUCUCAACAGCAUGAAUUUGUGCAGAUCAUGGAAAUCAUUCACCGUUAGUGACAGGGAGCUUAACAAACUUGUAUGGUGCUUUACCUCAAUAUCAUAUUUAAACUUAAAGAAGUCUUUGGGUUGAGGUACAAUGCUGCUGCAGUUUAAAAACAAUACUUUUGUUAGUUAGUUGUUGUAAACCGAUAAUGAUGUUUUUGACCCAAGUAUCACUCUGACACACAAACUGUAACUGAUCUCUCAAACUCUUCAGCACGCAGUCAAGACUUUUGAUGUUAUCAAGAUACUAAAACAUGUUAAUCUGCAUUAUAUAUAAGUGAUGUAUCUCAUGCUGAGGAGAAGUGAAACAAAAGGGUUUUCUAACAUGAAGAUUUUUACCACAAACCACAGCACAAGAGUGAAGCGAUAAGGCGUUAGAGGUGCGCAUAAUCACACUCAUAGUGACAGGAAGGAAAGGAGACGAAGACAGACGCCGUUAUUCUCAUGAAUUUUACACGUUCUUCUGAAGUGCUGUGAGAGAAAGCAACUUUUAGCAAACUCAAAUGGUGCAACUUGGUGCUCACUGAAACCGUUACUGCCACUACAAUCACAACACUUAACAAUUUAUUCACUUUCAUCCUGCAUUCCACAAUCCACUAUCUCUGUGUGACUUCCAGAUAGAGGUUACAUUCUCCUCAUGCAAUACCUCUUCAGUCAUGUUGAACAUAAAUGCCUCUGAGUCAUUUCAAAGCAGUAUCUCCGAACUGUAAAAAGUGACAAACUAUUUAGUGAAAUGUCUUUAGCAUUAAUAAUAACUUUUU